UGGUUUGGCCGCAGUAGCAGCGAGCGCGCGCUAGUGUCGGCAUCGGUGCUGCUCGUCCCUUUCCAUAUCCGUCACCUUCCACCUCCUGGUACGAUCACGGACCUCCGAGGAACAAGCACGACCAGAGAGAACCGGUUCCUAUCGGCUGGUGGAAAGCGGCACGAGGCGGCGCGAGCUUACCCGGGACACCGGAUUUCGUAUCGUCCAGCGGAUACCAAACGUUAUCCGACAUGAGCACCUCCACGUUCCUAGGGAAUUCGGACGGUCUGGUGACAGGACUUUGUCCCGCGCCUCCACCACCACCACCACCGCCUCCAGUACCUGGUCAGGUGCCGGCCAUGAGGAUCAACACCGUCGAGGCACCAACGAUAAAACGGCAACAGAUAGCUAGUAACGAUGCUUACGAGCCACCAGCAGCCAUCCAAAACGCGAUGCUGACGAAAGAUAAGAAGCCGUUCACGUACACACCAGGAAUGGGUGGCAAGCUGGAUCUAUCUCAGAUUCGAAGUCCACGAAUGGCACGCAGAGUGGCGAAGAACGCAAACGACGAAGGUAUCGAAGGUCCGCCGAAGUCAGCACUCGAACCGAAGCCGACACCAGCGCCAAAUACCGGGGCGAAUUUGUUCGUUCAGCCCCAAGUAGCGAUCCCUGUCUUCCCGACUAAUAUUCCAAUCCAACCACCGAUCAACAGGACACCGCCGACGCCUCCUGCGAACAAGACUCCCCCUACGCUUCCCGCGAAUAAGACUCCCCCUAUCACUCCAGAGAAACAAGCAGAGCCAAUAAAAGUCGUGACCAAAGUAGAUACCAAAGCUACACCGAACGCGGCGACCACCACUCAACCGAGUUCACCCGAAAGUCCUAGCACGCCGACCCAAGUGACCCUGACUAAAGCACCGACACCUUGGCUCCAGAAUAAGAACAAACCGCAGGAAGAAUUGCCCGAGUGGGCGAAACGUUCGAGCGUGAAUAAGCAGAGCUCGUCGCCCGAGAGUCCGACGUCACCGCCGGUAUACGCGUCGGUUCAACAAACACAGCCCCAGCAGCAGCCAGUGCAGUGGCAACAAACUCAGCAGAAACAGCAGCCGAUUCAGCAAAGGCCGCAGCAGCAGCACCAACAGCCUCAACAAUUUAAUCAGCAGCAACAGAAACGUCCGUAUUCUAGUCCUCCACUAACGCAACAGACCAGUCCGCAAGCAAAUUUGCAGGAACGAGUGAUACCUAUCCGCAUCGAGGAUAGACCAUCCGUGUUCGACGUGAAACAUGAAUCGGGUCACCAUCAGUUCAAGCAACCCACUCCACAUCAUCAGCAACGAUGGGGUGGUCCUGUUCAAAACCAAUUUCAGAAUCAAGUGCAAUCACCUCAGCCUCAACCAUCCUCAGGUGGUACCUUCAUCAUACCUAUGAUGGUGGAAGGCAGCGAGAGGAAGCCUGUUGGAGGACCUGUCUCGAACACCUCCUACCCGCAACCAAUAGUCAGGAAUAACACACCGAAUAUUGAGAAUCAGACUGUGAAAGUGAUACCGCAACGUGGUCCAGUACAGAUUCAACAACCAGAUUCCGGUCCAGUUCAGUCUCGGUCGUUCCGUGUUCUCCAGAAGAUCACUGACACGGACUCGAAUGAUGUGGACACAGAACAAGUUCGCAAGCUCCAGCUGUCCGAUGAUGAUAGAAUUUUGAUGAAUAAAUUCAAAGAACAAGUCGACAAUGAAUCUUCUCUUCAUAACGAGGAGGAUCCUAGAUAUCGCGGAGCGGCGAUACCCUCUCGUGCUUUCCGCUUCCUGCAAACUAUGACGGAUUCCGGUGAUGCCGCUGUUAUGAACACUGCACCACGAGCACAGUCCGCCAUAAACAAGAAGCAGAACAGGAACUCAAAGACUUUUGAAGAAACUCAAGCAAACCUACCACCGAGCGAGCAACAAGUACCGGAGCCAAAGAAAUACAUGGGCAGCGCGAUUCCCUCGAGAUCCUUCAGGAUAUUGCAAGCCAUGACGGCACCGGAAAGCGUCGCCACGCAAGAAAAUCGUCAAGCAGAUUACACCUGCCAAACAGAGAAUAACGUGCCGGGCAAUCAGCAGGGGGGUUUGUACCUUCCUCCUUGUCCCCCGCCAUUUUGGUCCCCGGACAAUGGUUGGUGGGGUUACUAUCCUCUCCCUUAUCCAGCUGUCGCCAACGAAUCAUUUCCUUAUCAUUCAGACAACACAGCUUACGUAUACUUUCCCAUUUACAAUCAAAAUUAUCCGGGCUAUUAUGACUCUGUCAAUGCCGCGAAGAACGGGUACCCUAGUGUUUACGCGUCCUACGUGGUACCUGUGUCUCCACCGACCAACAACUGUAAUCUCAAUUACGAGCAAGUUGGUAACGGUGUAGCGGUACCUAAAAUUGAUCCACAAUUGAAUAUUCCUGAUAACGAGACUCACGAAGGAGCAAUUUCAAAGGACACCGAUGACCUAAGGGGUCCGCCUCAGUGGGACGAGAAGCACGUGUCUAGAAGCCCGAGUAGCAAUAGCAAGGACAGCGACUGCACCACAGCUAUGAACAUCACCGACGAAGAAGAGAUUCCUGAAGUUAUGGUUGUUUCAGAACCAGAUGCAAAUCAAUCUGAUCGUUCAGAGAAAGCUUGCACCAAUGGUAGUUUGAACGUCAGUGUACCUAACUACACCUACAUCGACACCAGCGAUUCCAGUGACACCAGUGACUCGCAGUCCGACAACGAAUCCAUUGUAGAGUCUACCAAAAGCAGUAGCGAUAAUAAUGCUAAUGACACGUCCUCGGAUAGCGAUGAUUCUGACUCUUAUCUGGCCUACUCGACCGGACUGAAUCCCCAUGGCAGGUUCGAUGAUAACAAGAACCCGACGAACUGCCCUGACAAAGAAUGUAAUACUCAUGUUCAGAAAGUUGAGUCCAGGAACAACACUGAUUGCGACUCUGAUGAUGGACAGCUUGAAGGACACCUUGAAGAAACUGGUACCAACGCGUUUCCUCAUAAACUGAGUGUGAUCUAUGAGGAUGUGGAACGACCUGAUUCGGUGAGUCCUCGGCCUCCGGAGGGUAUAACACCUUUCGAGGCCACGGAUGACCCUCCUGACGAAGCUGACACCACGACAGUGAGUGUCAGUCUACCGUUGAGGUUCAAGUUCUCAGUCUCGGAGAAUAACGAGGAUGUGACUACAGUAAUUGUUGGAGACAGCAUGAUCAAGCCUGAGAGGCCCUGCAAGGACGAAGGUCGUAGUUCGAAGACCCAGGAACACAAGAAUCAUACAGAUAAAAUUAAUGAGGUUUCGGCAAAUUUUCUGGUGAACAAUGACACUAGUGCGGAUUUCACUGUUAAAAGGGAUAGUUCCGAGAGCAAACGAAGAGCGAAGAGUAAUAUGAAUGAAAGGACGAAUGGGAAUAAGGUGGAAAAAAACGAUGACCCUGUGGUGCCUCACGUGAACUUCACCUUGAGGAAGAUUCCGACGAGGUUUAAUAGAAUUAACUGCGAGGAGACAGUGGAGACAGAGUUCACAAUCAAACCUAAGAAAGCAUCCUUGAAGAAAGAAGAAGAUAGAUCUAACAAGGAACGGAAAGAACGAGUAAAUAACACGAACAAUGAUGAGGAACCUUCGAACAAGGAAGACAAUCCUUCUUAUAUCGAAGAAACCAAUCGAGAGACUCACGAUUUCAACAGGAAUAUCUUGAAACCGGAAGUGAUAGUCUCCGAGUGCAAUUGGACUGAAGAUCCCAGUAAAGAAACUAUCAACUCUCAAAGUACAAAUCUGGACAUUGAACAGAACGAAGUUCGUACAGAAGACAAUUCUAAUGUUCCAGAUAGUCAUAAGAACGAAGAGGAUGUAGAAGAGAAGGGUAAAGAAGUGAAGCACCUCCUGAGCGUACAGAACUCUAGAGAGGAGACCGACGACGAGGACAGUGGCGUCACUUCGGAUAUGAGUCGCAUGAUCUCUGAAGUGGACACCGAUUCAGAAUGCACCUCCUCCAGGAACAUAAGAAAAUACCAGAGGACUCAAACGCAUUCAAGGCUCUUUAGACUUUUAAACGACGACUCGAUCCUUCCGGAGGGUACAGAGAAGAGCAACGACACACCUUGCAGAAGAAAGUACCUGAGCCUGCCUCUGAACAACACCUUCAACUAUGACGAGAACUACUGUUCCAACUAUUCCAGUGGCAUCACUUCGCCAGAAUACUCGCCCGUCUGCGAGCAAUCCUGGCGAAGGCUCCACGAUACAGAAAACUCCAGGGUACCAGAUCAAAAUGGUCAUGGUCAUCCUUUGACUCGACAGGAACGCGUCUCUUGCAAGGAGGACCCUUACUAUCAGGCCUGGAAGACGUCCAAGACACCCAUAAACUCUGACCACUCUGACGUGAUGCCGUCGUUGGCCUUCAAAGUCCUCGAAAGCAGGAGACCAUUGUGGUCUUAUAGGGUGAAUGUACUAUGUCCACGGAUCAAAAGCACCAAGAGCGUACCCCAGGUGUUACGAACGAAUAACGCGACCGAUAACCCUCUACCUUCGAAUCCAUCCCCAUACGUGAACCUAAAAUCCGACCAUUGCUGAUGGCCCGGGGCAGAAUGAGGCCGCGUUUGGCCGCGAGCAACCGGUCCACGGACGAGCCUCGCGCAACUUUUCUCUAGAUUCGCAAGACUGGGCUGACUAUGCCCGGGAGGCUACAGGCUACGUGGUUUUUUUUU
This is a messenger RNA of Osmia lignaria (orchard mason bee), 4687 nucleotides long. RefSeq lists its product as uncharacterized. The record is from RefSeq and is a predicted model, not a curated record. NCBI's taxonomy places the organism in Eukaryota, Metazoa, Arthropoda, Insecta, Hymenoptera, Megachilidae.